Molecule: messenger RNA, 852 nt
Organism: Aureobasidium melanogenum CBS 110374
Lineage: Eukaryota; Fungi; Ascomycota; Dothideomycetes; Dothideales; Saccotheciaceae
Product: PAP2-domain-containing protein
Exons: 2
Biological process (GO): phospholipid metabolic process
Molecular function (GO): phosphatidate phosphatase activity
Source: RefSeq, a predicted model, not a curated record
UAUGCUGCUGAUUACAUCGGUCUUGCCAUAAUACUUCCAAUCUGGAUAUGCCUCCAACUCUUCAUCUUUACCGAACCUUUUCAUCGCAUGUUCGCUCUAGAUGAUCGAAGAAUCCAAUACCCUCAUGCCGAUAUCGAACAUGUGCCUGUACCCUGGCUACUAAUCUAUGCUGGUCUAUUCCCUUUUAUCAUUCUUCUUGUCUGGAACUUUGCCUUUUCAAGACCACACAAGGCCCAUGUUACUUUGCUCGGUUUUGGUAUAAGUCUCUUGACAACCCUUUUUAUAACAGAUGUCAUCAAGAACGCUGUAGGCAGACCCCGACCCGACCUCCUCGCCCGCUGUCAACCAGCCCCCGGAACUCCAGAACAUCAAUUAAUCUCCUACACCGUCUGCACAAACCCAAACCACCACGUCCUCCACGACGGCUGGCGCAGUUUCCCCUCAGGCCACUCUUCCUUUUCUUUCUCCGGCCUCGGCUACCUUUCCUUUUUCCUCCUCUCCCAAUUCCGCAUUUUGCACCCUAGAGCAGGGUUAUAUCGCACCCUUGUUGCAUUCUCGCCACUAUUGGGUGCAGCAUUGAUUGCAAUUUCUCGACUCGAAGAUUACCGCCAUGAUGUCUUUGAUGUCGUGGUGGGCAGUUGCUUGGGUCUGGGAAUCGCGUUUGGGUGCUGGAGAAGGUGGUUUCCGGCACUAUCGAGUAGGGCUUGUGAUGAGCCUUAUGAUGCUUUUGAGGAUGGUAUUGCUGAACAACAGAGCAUGUUUGAGAGGAUUAGGGAUGAGGAGGAGAUGGUUGGCCAAGGGUUUGAGAUGCAGAGUAGAGAAGGUGGUUAUCUAGGCACGGCUGUGCGAUAG